AUGUUGUCGAGCUUGACGAAAAGGUUCAGUGAACGGCACACUCUCAGUGAAGUCAUCUCAAGCUCACCACCACCACCAGAAGCUCACCACUAUGUUUAUCACAAUCAUGGAUGCAGCAGCGAGGAAGAGACAAUGUACUCUGCAGAAACAGCUGAGAGCCGAAACUAUCCAACUCCACCAGCGAAAUGCCAUCACGAGAGAGUUGGAAGGAGCCAAAGCUGUGUGAUCACAAGCGGUAGAUGGGGAACACCUCAGAAGAGUUUGAGUGGGAGGAGAGCAAUGCUGGAGAAACAGAGAAGCUUUGUACAUGGAUAUGGACUCCACCUACCUCAUGGCUGAGUUCUUCAGAAAACUUCACCUUGGGAAAUGCCACACCAAAAACCCGAGAAAUGCUACACCAUAAAACGAAUGGCGGUAAUCACGUCAGAAAGAUUGGUAUGUGUCUCUGCCUUCCCUUACUACAAGUGAGAGAUAUCAAAUGUGACUUGCCUAUGAAUUGAUUAUCUCAAGAUCCAACGUAAGUACAUACAUAAACAUGCUAUGUAUUUCAUUGAGAAACUCUAUUCCAAAGCUGUUGUUAACUGCCAAGUUAGAGAAG
Molecule: messenger RNA, 598 nt
Organism: Eruca vesicaria subsp. sativa (arugula)
Lineage: Eukaryota; Viridiplantae; Streptophyta; Magnoliopsida; Brassicales; Brassicaceae
Source: the annotation of a GenBank genome assembly